Hippoglossus stenolepis (Pacific halibut) is the source of this 3076-nucleotide messenger RNA. It is a transcript of the gene rab11a, whose product is annotated as RAB11a, member RAS oncogene family. Gene Ontology annotation, cellular component: axon; postsynaptic recycling endosome; transport vesicle. The record is from RefSeq and is a predicted model, not a curated record. The coding region runs from base 139 to 786 and encodes 215 amino acids. Gene Ontology annotation, molecular function: GTPase activity; GTP binding. Gene Ontology annotation, biological process: exocytosis; melanosome transport; neurotransmitter receptor transport, endosome to postsynaptic membrane. The transcript is spliced from 5 exons. Lineage: Eukaryota; Metazoa; Chordata; Actinopteri; Pleuronectiformes; Pleuronectidae.
GCCGCCUCCAGGCUGCCAGAGAAGAAGAAGUUACGGAAGUGGCGCUUCCAAACAGAUUCCCGUUGGAAGAGAACCACCGCAGAUCUUCUUCCUCCAUUAAACCAUCGCACCUCGGCCUGACCGUGUCUCCGCAGGACGAUGGGAACUAGAGAUGACGAGUAUGAUUAUUUGUUCAAAGUUGUCCUCAUCGGUGACUCUGGCGUUGGGAAGAGUAACCUGCUGUCCCGCUUCACCCGGAAUGAGUUCAACCUGGAGAGUAAGAGCACCAUCGGAGUGGAGUUCGCCACGCGCAGCAUCCAAGUGGACGGCAAGACGGUGAAGGCCCAGAUCUGGGACACGGCUGGACAGGAGCGCUACCGGGCCAUCACAUCAGCGUACUACCGCGGGGCGGUGGGGGCGCUCCUGGUCUACGACAUCGCCAAGCAUCUAACCUACGAGAACGUGGAGCGCUGGCUGAAGGAGCUGAGAGAUCACGCCGACAGCAACAUCGUCAUCAUGCUGGUGGGAAACAAGAGCGACCUGCGCCACCUCCGGGCUGUUCCCACCGACGAGGCCCGAGCUUUCGCUGAGAAGAACGGGUUGUCCUUCCUGGAGACGUCGGCUCUGGACUCCACCAACGUCGAGACGGCCUUCCAGACCAUUCUGACAGAGAUCUACCGUAUCGUGUCUCAGAAGCAGAUGUCCGAGCGCCAGGAGAGCGACAUGUCCCCGAGUAACAACGUGGUCAACAUCCAGGUGCAGCCCACUGAGAACAAACCAAAGAUGCAGUGCUGUCAGAACAUCUAGCCCGGCCGCGGUAGCCUGCUGCUACCCCCUCCCUCCCUCCCUCCCACCCCCUCCCUCCCCUACCCAGCUCCUGGCUCACCCCCACCCCCUCAGAAAAUAGACUGCCUUGGCGCACCGUGAGUUGUGGAGUUCAGGUCACGGCCUCGUAGCUGUGGCUCGUCCCUCCCGCUCUGCACCUGCCCCCACCUCCCCUCCCCUGCCCUAGGUGAAUAUAUCCCAGUAUAAGAAGAAGUAACCGCGUGGGGUGGCCCCCCCAAACCCUCUGUCUUUAGGUUUCUGCAGGACAGCAGGCAGCAAGCAUUUCAUAUCACUUUAGAUUUCAUUACUGUAGAUGCGCUGACAUGUCACAAAAUGUCUUAAUAUAUGAAUGUGAUUAGUUUCCUUUCUGCUCCUGUUGAUUUCUCCACUUUGUUCUUUCUCUGUCUUGUAUCAUAUCUAAUAUUAGGUAUAUAUGACUUUAAAGCACAUCAGAGUUGCUCUUCAGUGUUUCCCUAUAUACAAGCUUCUCCUCUGUCAUUUUAGCCCCCUCUUUAGUGCAAUGUACUGUUUUGGAAACUCGUGGAUGUAUCGGGCACAGUGUAGACAUGUGCUCUGGUAGUAACAUGGAUCUGAUUGCUGUGAAUAUGACGCUAGUGAAACGUAGAAUCUUUUGCAUUUGUCGAGCUUCGGUUUGCGCAGCGGGAGGUCGGACGGGAGCUCGCAUGCGGCGCACAGACUCGCCAGACGUCGUGGUUGCUGUGUUUCCAGCCGUCGGUCUUUCAAAGCUGGCGCUCUGCUGCGCUGCAUGUUUUUAUAAAGCUAAAGAUCUGAACACGGUCCCUGUACGUUGGGAUGUUCCUGUCGUCCUCCUGUCAGUCUCCGUGUGGAAGGACGUUCUGAUUGAAGACACUCGACCGUCAGGCUUUCCUGCCCCAACAGAAGAGUAUGCAUUCUUUUUCACAUGUUUGACUACAACUAUGCAGAAACUAGCACAUGGAUGUUUGGAUCUUUCCCCCUUAGCGCACUUCUUUAGCAAAUGAAGGAAAAAAAACAGCUGAAGUAUUCUCGUUUGACAUUCCUAUGAUACUCAAUAACACUAUAAUCAAACAUCUCCAGUAGUUUAGUUCUGCUUUGCAUGUAACCACAGAAGUGUAGUUGGGACGCACUGAGAACGUAGGAACCGGUGAAUGUCACUCGCUAGGUUGGACUUCAUGAGCGUAAAAUUGUCAAGAUCUUGCACUGAACCUUAAUAGUUGAUCUAGUAAACACGCGUCCCUGUCUAGGAUUAGAUUUGACUGCACGGGGAGAAUCUGGACCUCUGUAGGAGCCACUGUUCACAACCAAAAUGUUCUUUAGUUCUGAUGAACUCGGGCUGAGUCUCCAGAGUCUUUCCUGAAGUCUUCAUACGAAGGAAUUGAGAAAAGACUUGAGACUGAGCCACAUUCUCACAAGCGUCUGGUCUCAGUGCCUCCUUCACCGCACGUACCUGUCCGAGGACGCCUCUCAUUCCCCCGCAAACACCUCACCGUCAUCCUGCCUCGUCCCUGACCAGUGACCGUGUCGUCCCUGUCACAUAAAGCCUACAUACACCGAGCUGCCUCUGACUUCAACACAAUGCAUGGCUUUCUGUAUGACUGCAACUCCCAUGUUGCGUCGCCUUAUGUAUCUAACAUUGUCAUUACUGUCCAUGAAAUCUGCUGCGGGUUUGGCUUGGCUGGCGAGGGGGGGGCGCGCUCAACCCGCCGAUAGUCGUUCCACCCGCCGCGCUCACGACCUUCUCGUCAAAACUCUCCCGGGAGCGUGCUCUGUUGAAUUCCAGGUUGUAGCCGUGUCAGUGUGUGAUGGUGUUAGCAGACCAUGCCUGAGCGUGUGUGGAGGCAGAGGGUAGACGGCAGCUCUGGAGUGUGUGAGCCGGGCUGGCAGUGCCAAUGGCGUUUCCUGGAACAGACGGUGCCGCCGGCCGAGCCUCUCCAGACUCCAGCUGGUGCAUCUGUGGACAAAGUGAUUCCUUUCUUCUGAGAACAUGAUUUCUGAUCCUGUUUCACGUACCUCCAUUGUUCCGUGUUUUUUUUAAGAAAUGUGUUUUGAUUAUUAUUUUCUUUUUUUUUUACUAUAUUCUAUAACUGACUGUAAUUCCAGUGUAAACAUGUAAGAGUGAAAUGACGUCAUUUCAAUGAAUCUGGAAGGUUAAAUGUGAGGGGGGUCAAAAGGAAUGGUUUUAUGUUUUGUACAGAUUGAUAAAUUGUACAAUUGUGUCUAUAUCUUAAGUUAUCAGUUCAUCUUAAUAAAGCGCACCAGUCAUAAACCUUUA